Molecule: messenger RNA, 345 nt
Organism: Theileria equi strain WA
Lineage: Eukaryota; Apicomplexa; Aconoidasida; Piroplasmida; Theileriidae
Product: double-stranded DNA-binding domain containing protein
Exons: 7
Coding region: 1-345 (114 amino acids)
Cellular component (GO): cytosol
Molecular function (GO): DNA binding
Source: RefSeq, a predicted model, not a curated record
AUGGGAGACGCUCAAUAUACCAGUAACAUACAGAACCAAGAGAAAAGAGAGCAAGAAGAACAACAGAGACAGAACCUGCUGGAAGCUCGAAGGGUUACACUCAGGGCUAUACUGACAAUAGAGGCCCAGGAACGAUUGAAUAGAAUUUCUAGUGUAAAGCCAGAAAAGGCAGCGAUGAUAGAGAAUUACCUUCUGCAGAGGUUUUCUUACUCGAAUAUAAAGGUUGACGACGCUCAACUCAAGCAUAUAAUUGAGGGAAUCACUAAAUCGCAAACAAAAAACACAAGCAUACGCAUUCAGAGGAAGAGAUGGGAUGACGAGGAUGAUGAUGACGACGAUUUUUGA